AUGGAACUAGCUACAAAGUUUUCUUCCGCAACAUCGCAGGUCACACCUACAAAGGGCCUACAAGAUGCAGUCAGCGAGUUCCGGAAGACUUUAAACGAUGAUCAGCUUUCAGACCUCGACAAACUCAAAGGUAUCCCUGAUGCUGACGCUGCGCUCGUUUUCACAGCCCAGCUAGACUGGUCCACCACUCAGCGAAACUCUCCCAACAAGGGCACCCGACUUAUAUCAGUCCUGCAAUAUGUCCGCGAUUCUUCUGUUAUCAUAGACACCUUUAUCUCCUCGCACCCGGAGAUUGCUGCGCUAGUCUGGGGGAGCGUGAAGCUGACGAUGCAGGUGGUUCUAAACUUCACUUCGUACUAUGAACGAGUCUCAGACCUCUUCAUGCAAUUUUCCAGAGAUUGCCCCCGAUUUGCUCAGUACCAAGCCUUGUUUCCGAACUCGCCUGGGUUGCAGAAGGCUGUCUGCGAUUUCAACGCAUCAAUUAUCUAUUGCUGCAAGCAUGUGAUCCAAGCAAUACAACGACCUUGGCAAACACAUCUGCGAAACGCGUUCUUGAAGUCAUUUCAGCAGGAGUUCAACCCUGACCUAGAAAUGAUUCGAAGGUGCGGCCUUGAGGCAAAGCAAGAAAUCAAACUUGCAAAAGCGAGGGCCGACCACCAGGACCAAAGACUCCAGGAAAUGGAGAGGAAAGCGGCAUCUAAAGAGAGGCAUAAGGUCAGGCAGUUAUUCUCACGAGUAGGAAGCGACCUCGACACAAUCAAGAAUGACCAGAUUCAGCAAGAUAUCCGUCGAGCGGUUGGAUCUGGCAAGACAGUCCUCACUGCAAGUGCCGUCGAACAUAUUUAUGCGCACGAGCGUAGGGCCAGAGAAAAUGUCACAUUCUUCUUCCCUCAUUUCGCAGAUCAGACAUCGCUAUCUGCAGAGGCUACACUUCGGUCGAUUAUCCGACAGUCACUCGACCCAGUGAGACUGUCUAGCGAUUGGGAAGCACGCCUAACAGAGCUGGAUCGGAAACCCUCCUCAGAGCUGGGCGAAUUAACAUCGCUUCUUCGACAGGCAAUCGACCAGUCUGACACAUUCUAUAUCUUUAUCGACGCACUAGAUGAGUUUGAGCCGGCAGAACGACGGGCGCUCCUCGAUUCUCUGGUCUCAGUUGCCUGCGGGUCGCGCUUAAGAGUCUUCGUUUCUGGCCGUGAAAGCAUGUCGGGCGAACUUAGAGACCAAAUUCCAACCAUUGAGAUAGUUUCGAUGGCAUCUCCGGAGGCCAAGAUCGACAUUGCUACUUUUGUUCAAGAGACACUCCAAAGAAGACAGCAGAACGGAGAUCUUAUGGUUCAAGACCAAUCUAUUGUUGAUGAUAUCAGGCAGGCUCUUAUUAAUCGUGCGGACGGAAUGUUUCUCUGGGUUACUUUCCUAUUAGAUGAAAUCUGUGCCCAAACCUGCGACGACGAUAUAAAAGACGCCGUGGAACGUCUUCCAAAGACCUUGACUGAGACGCUGAGCAAAGCCCUCCAUCGCAUCAUGAAGCAGGGCAAAUCUGCAAUCGCAAACAAAGCCUUUCAAUGGAUUGCUAUAGCGAAACGCCCCUUGACACUGGAUGAGCUCCGUGAAGCCAUCUCUAUGAAAGUCCGCCAACCAUCCUCCAAUCCGGGACAGCUAGUCAAUGGUAUAGACCGUCUGCCGAUGUGGUGCGAAAAUCUCGUCCGUGUUGAUGAAGAAUCGAGAACUGCAGAGUUUGCCCACAAGGCAGUUCACAAGUUCAUCGUCGAGGGAUCAUCGGGACCCGACUACGCGGAGUUUCAUUUCAAGCCAGAGGAUGCCGAUCAUCAUGCUGGUGAAAUUUGCGUUACCUACCUGAACUUCAGCGACUUUGUGACAACAAUCACGCGACGGUCGCAACCAGUCAAAAUCCACCCAACCAGUAUGGCUCAUUCGGCAUUGAAGAACUCAUGGAACCUGCCCAAGUCAAUCAGUAGCGCCGUUAUCACAAUGCGCAAGAGUGUCCAAGCUGAGACUGACCCGGCUGGAAUACUGGCUACAUACAACAGGUCGGACGAUGCAAAAGCUAUAAACACGCUACAAGUCCAUUAUCCUUUUAUCAAACUGCUCUACGAGUAG
This is a messenger RNA of Colletotrichum aenigma, 2118 nucleotides long. RefSeq names its product Vegetative incompatibility protein HET-E-1. The coding region runs from base 1 to 2118 and encodes 705 amino acids. NCBI's taxonomy places the organism in Eukaryota, Fungi, Ascomycota, Sordariomycetes, Glomerellales, Glomerellaceae. The transcript is spliced from 7 exons. The record is from RefSeq and is a predicted model, not a curated record.